Molecule: messenger RNA, 1569 nt
Organism: Lachancea mirantina
Lineage: Eukaryota; Fungi; Ascomycota; Saccharomycetes; Saccharomycetales; Saccharomycetaceae
Source: the annotation of a GenBank genome assembly
AUGGGUAAAGUCUCUAUCCAGGUAAUUCAAGUUGUAUGUGCCGUUACUUGGUCACUUUUAGCAGCCGGUCCCAUUUUCGGUUUUGCAGCUCUCAAACCUAUUUUGAUCAGUGAAGGAGUUUAUUCUGGAUUGUGUCCCGUUGAUAAUGGUGGGAACGCUGGAGAUGGAAUUCCUUGCAGUGCACAAGAUCUAAAACUGAAUAUGAUGUUUACUGUGGGCGCCGGUACUACUAACGUUGUAGCGCUUUUGGUCGGUUGGGUUCUGGAUAACUACGGUAUAAGGGCUUGCGGGUUUUUAGGGUCUGGAUUUUUGGCUGCUGGUGCUCUUAGUUUGGCCUCGGGUUCUUCAAUUACGGUUUUGGACCCUUACAUCUUGGGCUACGUCCUUUUGGCCAUUGGUGGUCCCUUCGUCUUUAUUUCGUCUUUCCCCCUGGCCAACAAUUUCCCUGCGAAAUCGGGUACCGUUUUGGCACUAUUGAUUGGUGCGUUUGAUACAUCCUCUGCACUGUUUUUUUUCUACCGAUUGAUGUAUCAGAAUUGGAUCCCAAAUUUGACACUACGCAAGUUUUUCACCUGUUAUCUGGUGGUUCCCCUGUUCAUCUUUGUUUGCCAAUUGUUCAUCAUGCCACGCGGGUCUCACAAGACUUUGGGCGCGGUUCAGAAGAUGGAAAUUGAGGGUUUGGACGAAGAUGGGAAUUUGCCCUCUGGUGAGGAUGGGUCACACAUUAUCCCUGACGAAGAAGAAAGACAAUCUCUGGUUUCGGGUCAUUCAAGACAGGUGGGGCCCGUUUUGUCCUCCAGUUCACGUCGUAGAUCCAUGUGGGAAAACUAUGUUGAGUCUAAGCUCGAGAAGAAAACCAAGGGAGUUUUUGGAGUCAUGCACGGUUAUCCUGUCCGGAGGCAAGUUAACAGCCCUUGGUUUGGUAUUAUGCUGGUAUUCACAGUCAUUUGUAUGCUGAGAAUUAAUUAUUUCGUGGCGACUAUCAGAUCCCAAGAAGAAUACCUCUUGGGUGAUGCUGCGGCUGCAAAACGCAUCAAUUCCAUUUUCGAUAUAGCUCUACCACUAGGAGGUGUGGUUUCGAUCCCAUUCAUUGGCCUAGUUCUCGAUCAUUGUUCUACUUUGACCGCUCUUACCAGCGUUGUGGUGAUUUCGACCACCAUCGGUGUCCUGGGACUUUUCCCAUCUUUCACGCCAAAUUUGGUUGGAAUCUUAUGUCUUGUAGCCUACAGACCUUACUAUUACACUGUGGUCUCUGAUUACUGCUCCAAAGUGUUUGGCUUUGAAACUUUUGGUACCGUCUAUGGCUUGCUCAUGUGUAUUUCCGGUCUUUGCAACAUGGGACAAAACAUUUUGGACAGACUUACACACACUAAAUUCAAGAUGAACCCUACACCAAUCAACUCAGUUCUCGUGGCCAUAACUGUCGUCUCCGGCUCAGUUCUUCUGAUCUUCGUUUCCAGAGAAAGCAAGCAUAGAGAAGAAAAGAUCAAGCAACUCAAGCUUUUAGCGGAAACCACUGACGAAACUGAGACUCCUCAACAACCAAACGCUACUUAUGGAAGUCUCUGA